This is a messenger RNA of Triticum turgidum subsp. durum (durum wheat), 1251 nucleotides long. NCBI's taxonomy places the organism in Eukaryota, Viridiplantae, Streptophyta, Magnoliopsida, Poales, Poaceae. The record is from the annotation of a GenBank genome assembly.
AUGAGCUCGCAGCAGUCACCAUCGCCGGCGGAGGCGAAGUCACCGCGACCGCCCGCGCCCACCACUACCGUAACCGCUCUCGACGAUGAUCUCCUCCGCGAGAUCUUCCUCCGCCUCCACUCCCUACCGACCCUUGUCCGUGCCGCCCUCAGCUGCCGCACCUUUUUCCACGCCGUCCGGUCGUCGCCCGCCUUCCGCCGGAGCUUCCGGGAGGUCCACCCACCACCUCUCCUCGGCCUCUUCUUCGACCCCGACGGCCCCUCCAUCCCCGCCUUCGCACCCCUCCGCCGCCGCUCCGACCCUGACCUCGCAGCCGUCGUCCGCGGCGCCGAUUUCUUCCUCACCCGCCUCCCCGACGACGACGACGACGACGCCGCCUUACCGGAGUGGGUCAUAUACGACUGCCGCGACGGCUACAUCCUCCUCGAACACGGAAGCCUGGAGCAGUACGCCGUCUACAACCCCCUCACACGGGCCCUGGAUCUCAUCCCCCAGCCGCCCGACGAGAUCUUCGACGACCAGCACGGCGACGCCUCCUGUCUUGGGUGCUACAUCCUCUCCUCCCAAGAGGGCGGCGAACCACUGCGCCUGGUCUACACCUGUCACGACGAGUCGCGGGCGCGUGCCGCCGUCUUCUCAUCAGAAAGCAGGGAGUGGCAGAUCCUCCCGUGGUCGGAGCCUGUGAGGCCACUGCCUGAGGACGAACACUGGCUUAAGGUUGGCACGAUGGCGAAUGGCUUCGUCUACUGGACACACAAAAAUCAAGCCUACAUCCUUGUGCUGAACACUGUGACACUGCAAUUCUCCCAGAUGGAUGUGCCGCCAGAUUUGGUGGAUCAAGAUUUAAUGUUUAAGGUUGGGGAGACCAAGGAUGGAAGGCCUUGCAUUGUCUGCCCGAUUGAUUUUGAGCUUCAUGCUUGGGUAUGGCGAGCCGGUCAGGAUGGAAUUGAGACAUGGAUAUUCGACAAGAAGUUUUCCUUGGAGACGAUUGUCGAGGUCACUGAGGGUACAUUUGAGCAACAUUGUGAACUGAAGGUUUUGGCCAUCAUUGGUGGAUUUGUGUACUUCUGUACCAUGGAUAUGUUGCAUGAUGCCAUUUAUCCUUGUUGGUUCCUGUCUCUAUGCAUGGAGACGGGGGAGCUGGGCACGCUCUUUCGGAGGAGAUUUGACGGCCAUGUUUACCCCUACAUCAUGGCAUGGCCUCCUUCUUUGAUAGACAACAAGGUGAACCCUCAAUUCGAAGGUGCUUGA